CCGCCCCCUUGUCAUGUUAGUUCAGUUGUCGUUCAGUGCCAGUCGUUUAAUUAAUUAUUAACAGAUUUUUGAUUAUGUAACUCAUUCAGAGUUUCUCUGGACUGGUUUUAGACACUAAUCCAGCAUGUUGGUCUCCAGACCGGCGAAAGAAGAUAAAACUGCGAGGAUUGAAGCAGUUCGGGACUGAAGAAACCGAAACAACGAAAAUGACGUUAAACGCCGAGGUGAACCGCGCGAGACUCAUGAAGUUCGUUUCCGCCGCGUUUUACGCCUUCUGCUCGUUUUUUAUCAUCGUGGUCAAUAAAAGCAUUUUAACUGAGUACAAGUUUCCCUCGUUUAUGUUUCUCGGAAUUGGGCAGAUGACAGCUACAAUCAUCAUUCUCUACGUUGCCAAAAUGAGCAAAACCAUCCAAUUUCAGGACUUUGACAAAAGUAUUCCAGGGAAGAUAUUUCCCUUACCAUUGCUGUACAUGGGGAACCACGUGACAGGACUGGGCGGGACUAAGAAACUCAGCUUACCCAUGUUCACUGUGCUCAGAAAAUUCACCAUUUUACUCACAAUGAUCAUGGAAUCCAGGAUACUGAGGAAAAGCUUCGCUCGGCCGCUGGUCUGCAGCGUUCUGGCUAUAGUUGUAGGCGCUCUGGUGGCAGCCAGCUCGGACCUGUCCUUCAAUGCAGAAGGAUACACGUUUGUUCUGCUCAACGACGUCUUCACGGCCGCCAGCGGAGUCUACACCAAGAAGAAGCUGGGGAUGGAGGGUCUUGGUAAAUAUGGGGUUUUGUUUUAUAACGCUUUUAUCAUUAUCAUCCCAACGGUGCUGGCGAGCGCUUACACCGGAGAUCUACAGAAGGCUCUGAGUUUCGAAGGAUGGAUGUCUGUUACGUUCAUAUUUCAUUUUUUAUUGUCUUGUGUCAUGGGGUUUAUUUUGAUGUAUUCCAUCAUCCUCUGCAGUUUCUACAACACAGCACUAACUACCACAGUCGUUGGGGCAAUUAAAAACGUGGCUGUGAUGUAUAUUGGCAUGUUCAUCGGUGGAGACUACAUCUUCUCAUGGACGAACUUCCUUGGUCUGAACAUAUGCAUCUCGGCUGCUCUGAUUUACUCCUACAUCACGUUUCACAGCGGCUCCGAGUCGAACGUCAAAGCGGCAGAAGAUCCCCCGAGCGUUCACGUCACAGAGAGUCAUCUGGAGGAGAAAACGUGAUGCUCUGCCUAUCGAAUGCAUUAUUUUAAAAAUCCCUCGCUGCUCGGAAAACCAGGAGUUUCACGUUACUUCAGUUUCUCUUGUGUACUUCUUUUAAUAAAUAAACACAAAUGCAUCAACCA
This is a messenger RNA of Carassius auratus (goldfish), 1327 nucleotides long. It is a transcript of the gene slc35d2, whose product is annotated as solute carrier family 35 member D2. The coding region runs from base 207 to 1205 and encodes 332 amino acids. NCBI's taxonomy places the organism in Eukaryota, Metazoa, Chordata, Actinopteri, Cypriniformes, Cyprinidae. The record is from RefSeq and is a predicted model, not a curated record. The transcript is spliced from 12 exons.